UCCUAUCGAUACGGACGUAAUGGCGCAAGAUGUGUGUAAAAUGGGGAACAGAAAUAAUAUUUGUGUAUCAUCAUUGUCGAUGAUGCAUUACUACACACCUAUCUAAAUGUCAUAUUAUUAAAGCAAAGGCUAAAAAAAAGUAACAGCUAAUAUCAUUAUUUAAAGACGGGUUAAUUUGUUUAGAACCACUGGCUCUCCAAGCAUUUUCCAGUUUAUUCCGCCGGUGGAACAAUAUGGCUGCUGCCGGUAGGCCUAAUGCGGUUGACAGGACCAGUGAUCAGACGAGCCCAAAUUCUGAAACAGCACCCGAUUUCGAGCACGGACACGGACAUUAUUUUACGAAAAAAACGUUUCAUAAACCUACGUACUGUCAUCAUUGUACAGAUAUGCUUUGGGGCUUAAUGGGACAAGGCUACGUAUGUGAAGUAUGUAAUUUUGUAGUACAUGAUAGAUGUCUGAAAACUGUUGUGUCACCUUGUUCAACUAUAGCUACCCAUGUAAUUAAGAAACCUGUUCCCCAUUGUUGGUCAGAGAGAGGGCAUUUGAAAAGGAAAUUUUGCAGUGUUUGUCGGAAGCGGAUUGAAGAUAGUUAUGCUGUAAGAUGUGAAGUGUGUGAAUAUUGCGUUCAUGCAGAAUGUCAAGACUUCAGUGUUGCAGAUUGUAAAGAAUGUGCAACCUAUGCCCCAAGCCGAGAUCAGGCAAAGGUUAUUCAGUAUCAUCAUUGGAGAGAAGGAAAUCUUCCUGGAAACUCUAAAUGUCAGCUUUGUAAGAAAACCUGCUGGUCAUCUGAGUGCCUUGCAGGAAUGCGAUGUGAAUGGUGUGGCAUGACGGCUCAUGCUGUUUGUUACAAGAGUUUACAAAAUGAGUGUAACUUUGGUUGUCUGGAGAGCAUUAUGCUGCCACCUAGUUCUGUGAGCAUUCCGCGAACAGAUGUCCCUUUAGAAACUAUUAUUGGCGUGGAAGUUAAAAAAAGAGAUGCUUUAUCUAGAAUAUGUAUAACACGAAGUAUAUCGGAAGAAUUUUCUCCUGGUGAAUGUAAAAACAAGGAAUUUGAUGAUUAUCCUUCGCCCAAAGAAAAAGAUAAAGAUGAUGAAAUUAUAAAGGUCUAUGAUGGAAAUGCUUCAAUGAAAAGAAGAAUGUUCAGGACAAUCACAGUUUCCCGCAAUGCAACUAGGGAGCAGAUGGUUUGUGCUGCAUUGAGAGCAUUUCACAUAUCUGAUGAUCCUAAACAUUACUAUUUGACUGAUGUGUAUGGUGAGCCACCUGAGAAAGAGAUAGAGGAAUUUAUGCCUGUUCAAAGUUUGACAAGAAAAGAAGGAAAAAGACCUGCUAUAUUAUUGAGAUAUAGACCUCCAAAUUCAAAUUUAGGAAGUGUUAAAGUUUAUCCUGGUAAAUUUAGAGCUGCUGAUACACAUAGGGUUAUACCUGUUACAAGUGAUACUAGUGUUGAAGAUGUCAUGUCAGCAACUCUAACGGAAUUUGGAUUGGAUACAUCAGAUAUAAAUAAGUACAGAUUAAGCGAAGUUACUUUAGAUAGAGGAUCUGUGCAUGAAAGAGCAAUGGACAAUCAAGAAGGACCUUGGGAUUUAUUAAAAAACAUAGCUAGAGAAUCUGUCCGGCAAAAAGAACUGACUAGAUUUUACCUCCAAAAAAAAGAAAAUGUUUCAAGUUCCAAUGUAGCUCUCUUUGUAGGCAAUCUCCCACCUAAUUUAUCUCAAAGGCAAUAUGAAAAAAUUCUAGUUGAUAAAUUAGGAAAACCUUAUAAAUUUCGCCAAAUUGGCCCAAUUUAUUAUGAAUAUGGGUCACUUAUCAUUACCUAUGACAAUGCAGACAUUGCUGUCAAGGCUUUCUAUAUGCUGCGUGAAACGAGUUAUGAAGAUAAGAAUUUACUAGUUCUUUUGCUUCCAAAUAUUAUACCAGAGAUGAUUCCUGAAGGAACUAGGCCUCUUUUAGUAUUUGUGAAUGUGAAGAGUGGAGGUUGUCAGGGUUUGGAGCUCAUAUGUUCUUUCCGGAAGCUUUUAAACCCAUAUCAAGUAUAUGAUUUGGAUAAUGGUGGGCCUCUUCCAGGGCUUUAUGUGUUUAGGCACGUGAAAGAUUAUAAAAUUUUAGUUUGUGGUGGCGAUGGAACUGUGGGAUGGGUUCUUCAAUGUCUUGAUAAUGUUGGACAAGAUUCAGAAUGUCAGUCUCCACCAUGUGCUAUUGUUCCUUUAGGAACUGGAAAUGACCUUGCUCGAGUUUUACGCUGGGGACCUGGAUACACCGGUGGUGAAGAUCCUCUUACAUUACUGAAGGAUAUUAUUGAAGCAGAUGAAAUACGAUUAGAUAGGUGGACAGUCGUAUUUCAUGCAGAUGAUAAACCUGAAGAGAAGGCUAUAACUACUGUGGCUAAUAGCUCCGGUUCAACAUCUGAAGACAACACUGCAAUAUUUGUUAUGAAUAACUACUUUGGAAUUGGUAUUGAUGCUGACUUAUGCUUAGAUUUUCAUAAUGCUAGAGAAGAAAAUCCAAACAAAUUCAAUAGCAGGUUACACAAUAAAGGUGUGUAUGUAAAGAUGGGGUUAAGAAAAAUUGUGAGUCGAAAAACAUGGAAGGAUUUGCACAAAGAAAUUCGGUUAGAAGUGGAUGGUAAAAUUAUUGAUUUACCGCCUGUAGAAGGAAUAAUUAUUCUUAAUAUUCUCAGUUGGGGCUCAGGUGCUAAUCCUUGGGGCCCAGAAAAGGAAGAUAGCUUCUCUAAGCCUACACAUUAUGAUGGAAUGCUGGAAAUUGUUGGUGUAACAGGUGUUGUACACAUGGGUCAAAUACAGAGUGGUUUAAGAAGUGCUAUUCGUAUUGCACAAGGAGGACAUUUGAGGAUUCGUUUAAAUACUGAAGUCCCUAUUCAAGUUGAUGGAGAGCCAUGGAUACAAAGCCCAUGUGAAGUUGUAGUUCUUAGGUCAGCAUUAAAAGCAACAAUGUUACGGAAGAGUAAAAUGAAAAGAAGAAACACAGAACCUGUAUUAGCAUCUACAACGGAUAAAGCGACUCCUGAUGAGUGACAUUUUACUGGAAACUUUUUCUAAUAUCUGUUCAAAGUAUAGAGAUCCCUAUAUAGCAUUCAUUCCUGCAAUAUUUUGAUUGCAGAUUAUUGCAUAAAUUUUUAUUUAAAGAUACAUUGAUAUACAGAAGAUGAACGGUUAAAGCAGUUAAAGUAUACCAUGCUAGUCGUACCUCAUUGUCAAAUGUGAAGUUUACAGUUUUGAUCUCGUUUAUUGUCUUAUUUAUUUAUUUAGUUGUUAAUUAUAAUUAUCAACUUGAGUGUAAGUUCUUUAUAUAUGACCUCCUCCACCUUUUUUGUUAUAGUUUUUAUACAUUUUCACAUGCGUUGAAUCUUUUUUUAAAAAUUUGUUUGGUAAUUUGCAACUGUUUGCUGCUCAUAACUGUAAUUUUUUUGGGAGUGCAUUGUUAUAUUAGAUAAAGUAGAUCAUUAUUGGAUUCAUAACCAUAUACACACCUAAAUAUAUAUAAAUUGUAAUUAAAACUGUUUAUUGUAAAUUAUCAAUUUUUACUGUAUAUUAUGAAUUUAUACAGGUUAAGUUAUAAUAUGCCAAACAAUUUCACUAGUCAACUGCCAUGUUAUAUUAUAUUGGCAGUAUAUUUCUCAUUUUGUAAAGAACAGAUGUAAAUUUGCAAAUUUUUUGUCUUUGUUGUGUGUAAACAAUUUAUAUAGUUGUUUAAGUCUAUUUAACUCUAUUUAUAAACAUGUGAACCUCAGUAUUGCCAUGAAGUGUUAGUGUUAUAUUAUUAAAGAGCUACUAAAAAUUAUGAACUUUACCUAUCCUUAGAUGUUUAAAAUGUAGAUAGCUUAGGUCAGAAACUUGUUAAUAUCUUUGUUUUAUAGCAUUUCUAUCAGGUUAAUGUUACUUUUUAAUAAUUCAUUUCACAUUUUGUUACAUUAGUUUUGUUGGUUACAUAUUUUAAUGUAAGUAGUAUUUUGAAAUGUGUGUAUCUGAAAUAGUUUUUUGUGAUUAUUUUAUUAAAUUUGUGUUGUUUAUCAUAAAAUACUCUUAUGCAGUUUUUGUUUUUCAAAUGCUUUUAGAGGAAAUCAAGCUUUAUUUCUAUUUAAAGAAAUUCAUAAGAUAGUACUAGGGGUUUUAUGGCUGUUGUAUAUUAUGAGGUCAAUUAAUACAAAAAUACAGCCAUGAUUAUUAAAGUCUAUUCCGCCCUAACAUUUCCCUUGCAUGAGAGCACAAAUGCAUAUUUUUUUUUUUUCCUUUAAGGAAGGUACACCAUACGAGCAUCAUAGCAGAAGGUACAGCGUACGAGCAUCAUAGCUAAAUUGUCACAUUACUUUUGUAUGCCCAUGCUGCAUUGUCUUCCUUCUAGCCCUAUAUCUACAUAUGUAUUUGGAACUGUUGUUACAUGAUUUUCCUUUUCUUUGGAUUAAUAAGAAUCUCAAGUCUAAAAUGUAUUUAAAAAAUCUUCGUUGCUUCUGAAUUAUUUUUAAUCUUAAGCAACUACCAUAUGUCUCUAUUUAGUGCUUUUCUUAUCGCUUUGCUUUAACGUUUGUAAAUAGGCAUUUUUUGUUUUUUUAUCUUUGAACCUUUGUGUUUAUUUUGUUUGGGCUGAAGAAAAGUUUUUAUAAAUAAUUUAUUUCAGUUUUUAUGUGAAUGUUAAAAUAAGAAAUGCAAGUGAUAAUGUAAGUAUAUUUCCAUCUGUUUAUUGAAAAUAUGAAAAGGUUGUAAGAUAAAUGAUAGAAUAGGGAACUAUCAGUUAUGUAAGUUUUUGGCUAUGCGACUUGAAUAACUUAAAAGGGGGAGGGUAAUAAAAAUUUUUUGGAAAUGUAGAAAAGAGUGUUUGCUAAUCUUCUGCAAAUAAUGAAGACAUGGCAUUUCAAGUCUUCUCUUCCAUGAAAUUAGCCUUUUCUGUAGAAUGUGAGAAUUCUUUCUUCUAUAUCUAUAAAUAUAAACCAUUUCUUCCCUUGCUGUAUUGUCUUAGACAAUAGAAUUUAUUGUAAUCUUGAGAUUUUCAAGAAUGCACUAUUUUCUGUAAGUGCAUUAUUACUAAAUAUUUUGUAUAUUAACUUUUGUGGAAUUUAUUUUUUCCCUGAUCGCUUUAUUAAUAAAAAUUUUAUUUCACUUAUCUUUACUAUUUGAUUGAUUAUUGAUAUUAACUAAAUUGUAUCUGAUAAGAAAUAUGAACUUAGUAUGAAUAGUCAGCUGAAUGAAUUCACUUUGAAUUAACUUAUAGAUUCUGUCUCCUGUUUAGAUGUGUAUGUAUCUUGGUGUAUGUCGUACAUUUGCAUGCAUACAUGUAUGUAUGUACAUACACGCUGAUUAUAUGUGCACGUUAUAUACGUAUGUGUGUGUAUAUAUGUAUAUUUUCCGUUUGAGUCUGUACCAUUUUCUUGACUCUUAUUGACUUAAAACAUUUUUAUCUGUAUAAUCAGUAAAAAUUAUACAGAUAAAAAUUCUAAGAGCUGUUAUUUCCUCAUUCUUAAAAUAUAUAUUUUUUUAACAGAGCAAAUUUAGUAAAUUAAUUUAUUGAGAAAAGGUGUGACUCAGUUAACAUGUGUGAACAAUAAAAAAAUCCUGUUAUUUAUACCAUGUAAAUAUACAAGAUCGAUUAUUAUUAUGUUAUUAAUCUGUUUGUUUUGAAAUUGAAUUGCUAUAUUUUUGGUCAUAAUAUACAGACUGUUGGAUAUGAAGUGUAGACUUGUGUUAAAGUAAAUGAAAAUGUGUAAUUUUUAGUUGUCCAAGACAAUGCAUAGCCCAGCAUUACUGCAACAUCUGCCAAAUAUAUUCUGAUGUGUAUCACUAGUCAUAUUCCUCCCAUCUCCAAAGAGGUCACAUAAUUUAUUGAAAAAUAUAUUUGUUGUGAGUCUGUAAUAUUGUUUUACUUUAUUUAAAAGAUGUGGAAGGGAAGGGAUUUUGUUGUUUCUCAAGGAGACUAUACAUUGCAUACAAUCUAGUUUUAAAAUAUCUAGUCCAUAGUUAAGUGUUUUAAAACUAGUUUGAAAGAUAUGUCUCCUUGAUUGUUAAAGCUUGUACAUUAAAUAUACAAAAUACUGAAAACAUAUUUAUAUAUCCUUCUAGUCUAAAAAAUAAAAUUUCUAUAUUUUUUUCCUGUGUAUAGUUUAUGACAAGCUUUUAAAUUGUCUAUUUAUGCACAGAAUUCUAUGUGAAAGUAAAUACUGUAAACGUGUAAUGCAACAAUAAAUCACAAAUCUUAAUUUAUGUUAAGACCCCCCUCCCAAAAAAAAUUAUAAUUCAGUAAUGGUUAUAAAGUCUUGAUGUAUAUGAAAUCAAUAUCUUGUAUGAAAUGUAUGUUUAGAAUAUUUUGGGUAAUUUCAAAUUUACUGGAAUUCAGUUGGUCUGAAACUUUAUGUAUAACAUCCUUUAUAUAAAAAAAAGAAAUUAUUUUCAUUAUAUGUCUCUUUCUUGCUGCUUUGCCUGAAGCACUUUUUACAGGUAGAGAUAUUGUUUUUGUAAAUGGGUAAAAUUUAAAAAUAUGUUAGAGAUCGCAGUGGUUUGCAUAAAUGUUAAGUAAUAGUCUUGACUUGAACUGGUUUUACUCUGUAUAGUUUUACCUGGUGCAUACUGUUUGUUUUCUAGGUAUAAAAGUAUUCUCAGAUUCAUAUAAAUUACUAUUUCAAAUUUUUUCAGCUGUUGCUCUAAAAAUUACUGUUAAUAAUCAUUAGUUAUUAUAUGAAAGUAUUUCAAAUGCAUUUUUUACAUUUAAAGCUUGCUUUAAUGUUUAUUUCUCGUUGAGUGAAAUUUUCUGAAUAUAAAAAAUAUGUAUGAUAAAACCUUCAUGAUCACAUACUUCAGAAUGUUACCUCCUUAUAUAAAUGCUAGGUACAGUAUUUCUGUCAUCUAUUUUUUCAGUUUGGUGAAAUGAGAAACUGAACAGUAUUCAUCUUUUACGUGGUUACUUAUUCAAAUUAACUGUCACGUUUUUCAAUUGAAGUGACCUGAAAUAUUCUGUUCUCCCAACAGAAAUAUAUUGAAGUAGUUUUUCAUUUUUGCUGUAAAUGUUGUAUGUAUUAUAUUAAUUUUAUUAAUUAAUAUAUUUAUGUAAUAUAUUAAUUUUUAAAAAUUAUCAUAUGCAGUUUAAAAUGAAGUAAAAUCUUUCUUUUAUUAUUGUAAUCCAAAUUGUGUAUAUAAGUGCAUUUUUUAAACUAUGCUUUAAAGUUUGAGACGUUUGAUAUUUUUUUAAUAUGAUCUGUUUGAAAUUAUGCAAAAUCACUGCCACCCCUUUCAUAUUGUGUUGCAGUUUCUGUAAUAACAAACAUUUCACUAUCUGAUGAGUUAUGACUUUUUAACCCUUAUAAAUACAUUUUUUACUGAAACCUGAGCAAUAAAAAAAAAAAUUCUUUUCUAUGUUGUCUCAGUUUCACAUCUAAUACAUAUAUGUGUUCAGCGAAGAAAUUUCAUUUGCACAAAACAUCCAAAUCUGUAAAGGUGUUAUUUUUUAGAUAUUUAUUCAUAAUCUUAAUUUUUAUACCUGCUGCUGAAUUAAUAAGCAUUUUAUUCUUAUAGCUUUCAUUGUUUGUACUAUUGUGUAUGGCAUGCAUAUGCAUGCUACUAAAUGACUCAAAAUAUGAAAAAAAUUAUUUUUAUUGAAAACUAUAGUGCUGAUUUUUUCCAUGAAUUAUGAUUUUAGAAAUUGCACUGAUGUUAAAUGACUUCUUUUUGUUUUUUCAAACAAAAUUUUUCAUAGUUAAUACAUAAGUCAAUGUAUCUUGAAGAAAAAUAUUUCAUUUACUGCCUUCAUAUCAUGGUAUAUUUUGAAAGGCCUGUUAGAAUUGUAAAUUUGGAAGAAUGAUGCAAACACAUGUUAAGGAAAAGAUUUAGUGGCUCAACAUGAGGUUAAUGAAUAAAUUUGAAACAUAAUUUUUUAACUUCAAAUUCACACAAGUGUUCAAAUUUUCACAGAAAACCUCUUCCUCUAAUUCUAGAUAAUCAAAUCUACCUAUUCUGAACAACAUCAUAACGUUUGUUUAAUGUUUUGAAUACCAUAUUCCUUCAGAAAAAUGUGCUUUGGUUGAGCCCAGCGGCGAUUGUGCACAAAAUUAAACUUGGAUAGUUUUUUUAUUUUCCAAGCUGAAGUAAUAUAUAUUGAUUUCUUUUAUUUGAUUCUAGCUUCAUUUGUUUGGAAGAGCUAUCAGAACCAAGCUAUCUUAGAACAUCCUGUGUAAAAAUUUCUUAUAAGGAAAUUUUUCAUGUAUUUUGCCAUUUUGAAGGAGUUUGAUUUGAUUGCAGUAUUUUCGUGGUUUUAUAUUCAUUAUAUAUAGUCUGACAACUUCUGUUACCAAGUUUAGAAAUUUUUGAGGAAAUUGUGCAAUUUUUUUAAAUAUGUCUGUCUAUUCCUAAUUUUAAGUUCUUUGAAAAUGUGAGUUAAUUGUACAAGUAUUUUGUUCUAAAAUAAUCUUGACUGUUGCAUCUGCAUAAUUUUCGAAGGCAGUAAAAUGUGAUAAAUAUCAGUUUUAAAACAAUAAUGAAGAUACUGACAUUUGUAAUGAAUUUCAUUUAAUAUAUAAAAUAUUUCAGAUCAUUCA
Molecule: messenger RNA, 8536 nt
Organism: Stegodyphus dumicola
Lineage: Eukaryota; Metazoa; Arthropoda; Arachnida; Araneae; Eresidae
Product: diacylglycerol kinase theta-like
Biological process (GO): phospholipase C-activating G protein-coupled receptor signaling pathway
Cellular component (GO): membrane
Molecular function (GO): ATP-dependent diacylglycerol kinase activity
Source: RefSeq, a predicted model, not a curated record